AUCGAGUGAAAUGAACUGUGAUAGGUCGAUAAACUAUCAAGUCAUCUCUGGUGAUGAUAACGUUGGUUUGUACUGGUUUCAUCUCCUUCACUUACUGAAAAUGAGCAACUAUUCCGUCCGUUUAAAGAAGAUGUUAUCAUCUGUUAGCAUGUGCAGCGUCGAAGCGGCCGCUUACUCUCAAUGUGUCAUUAAGAGUAAAAACACUAUCAAAGGAAGCUGCCAAAAAGAAUUUGCGAUGCUUGAGAAAUGCAUUAAAGUAGCCGCUUCUAAAGGAUAGUUUCUCUCCUGUUCUCAUCCACAUCACGACCCUCCGAUUUGUAUCGAUCGAACAACCGAGAUGAUUGAUAUUAGAACAAUAAUUUCCACAGACCGUUCAACAUCAAUGAAAUCAGAAACGACGACCCAAAGCUAGAAUCGCCAAAGAAUCGAAAAUGUUUCACAUCCAAAGCUCUCCUCACUAUUGACCGGUGUAUGAUGGGCAUUCGCUAAUUUAUAGAGAUCAAUUUUAUUGUGUUUUGUAAUGUAAUAUACUGUGUUACAAGAUUUAUUUUCUGCUUUACUUUCACUCUAUUUGGAUUCAAAGAAAACAAUAUUUCCCUUCGGCUGUUGAUCACAAAAUUCUUCUCGCUUGCUAUGUAACCAGUACAUAGCACAAUUUCAUCAAUUUGUCUACAGCACCGUAUUGUGAUCUUUAAAACAAAUAAUUCUCACACUGCACUGUAAUUUAAGCAAUGAAGGUGUGGCGAGUGUAUUGCCCCCUUGUUGGUAGCGCUAGAUUUGCUUCAACACAUUGGCGUCAUGUUGAGUCCCCAGCUCCAAUUCCUCGUCAAUUCUUCAAAAACGAUGCUCUGCCCAACACUCCCACUAUGACUAUAAGGAUUGGUGAAAUGAUCAAGAAGAAGAUAGUAACAUCAGAGCCACUUGAGUACAUAAGUGGGGAUGACAACUUCCAAUCCCAAACUGCAGAAGGAGCAAUACUGAAGUAUGAGGGGGAACUUUAUGACCUUUUGAAAAACCCUGUUGCUGAUGAGUCUUUUCAGCUCAUGUGCCAAGUAAAGAAUCAUGGGAUUGUGCAGUUUCGGGAGCAUUUUAGGGAGCUUCUCAAACAAACAACGCCCCACAAUCGCUUCCUGAUGAGCGGAGAGCGACGAUGUGGUAAAACACUUAGUUGUUAUGCACUCCUGAUUACGUACAUGAAGGAAAACUUUAAUGGGUUGAUAAUUCCAGCUCUGCAUUUGUCUCCUUGGUUUCAGGAUACUAGCACAACUCAGAUGAUUCACACUGGAGAGGGCUUGCUGGACUUUCCAGAGAUAAAUGCAGAAUUUCUAAGAUUUUUUGUGGCCUGCAAUACGUUCUCUCAAAAUCCUAACAAGGAUGCUAUUAGCAAUUGCUUGCUACUUGAGGACGAGCGUUGGACUUCUAAUAUUUACUCUUUUAAAGGAGAUUCACUUAUGGAUGUAGCAAAGAUAGGAAUAUCGACCCCUCCAGUUGCUGGUCACGUGAUCCAAACGAUAUUUUCUACAAUCCUAGAGCAGGGGAUAUCAUCCCUCGUUAUCGCUGAUAACGCUAAUCUACUCAGUGAGAUUCACUCAAGCAAGCUGGAAGAUCUCAGGGAUCUGAAUGCUAAAGAUUGGUGGAAUCAGCCAGAACUUGUUCCCAAUAAGAUAACUUUAUUGAGGAGCCUGAAAGAGUUUAUAUCCCUACACAAAGAGGGGCGAGUGUACCUGACCAUGGACCAACGGCGAAAUAUUGGUGAUAAGGUUAUCAAAGAAACAGGCGACAUUCCUCACGAGAUUGUGGCAAUACCAAACACGCCUUCGGAAAAAGAAUACUUGCAGUUUUUAAAUCACCUGCGUUUUGAGAACUUUAUAUCUAAGGACUUGAAUGUUGAGCAAGUGACGGAAUUGACGUACUUGACGGGACGGAACUAUGCAGAUACCUUUAAAUACAUGUUCAUAAUUUGAAAAUUCUAUAAAAUUGUUAAAUCAUUGAUUUAAGUUAAACAGAUUCAAGGAAAGCCCUAUUCGAGAUAUUCAUCCGAUUUAUGAAUCGCAAUCAUGUGCAACACGAUUUUCCUAGUGACCCAAAGUGACCUGGCCUGAUAUGGGGGUGUUUCGACUCGUUUAAUUUGGAGUUUAAACUUGAGAGUUGGUUGUUCGAGAAAUAAGUUUUUACAUUUUGUUAAUAUAUUUAGUUUGAGCAUUAAUUUAUUAUUUUCAACACUUUUGUACAC
Bolinopsis microptera is the source of this 2233-nucleotide messenger RNA. RefSeq lists its product as uncharacterized. Lineage: Eukaryota; Metazoa; Ctenophora; Tentaculata; Lobata; Bolinopsidae. The transcript has 6 exons. The record is from RefSeq and is a predicted model, not a curated record. Gene Ontology annotation, molecular function: structural constituent of ribosome. Bases 732 to 1964 code for a protein of 410 amino acids. Gene Ontology annotation, cellular component: mitochondrial small ribosomal subunit.